This is a messenger RNA of Bombina bombina (fire-bellied toad), 4239 nucleotides long. RefSeq names its product receptor like tyrosine kinase (gene RYK). The record is from RefSeq and is a predicted model, not a curated record. The coding region runs from base 217 to 1995 and encodes 592 amino acids. Gene Ontology annotation, molecular function: ATP binding; protein kinase activity. NCBI's taxonomy places the organism in Eukaryota, Metazoa, Chordata, Amphibia, Anura, Bombinatoridae. Gene Ontology annotation, biological process: positive regulation of kinase activity; protein phosphorylation; axonogenesis. Gene Ontology annotation, cellular component: signaling receptor complex. The transcript is spliced from 15 exons.
UAGCUGACAAGGAAUAGAGAGCUGAGAGUGCGCGUGCUUGUUGUGGUGUGCGCGCCUGGAGGGGAUUGUGAGGGGUCGCAGCGCGGGGUAACGGCGCGAGAUUCGGUGGUGCUUGGAUUGUCCGCUUCUGAGCGGACGUGUCGUCGGGAGAAAAGGAGGAGCUAAGGACUCGGGGAUGGUCUGGGACAAUUUUCUUCAGUACGGCCUGUGAGAGCAAUGCUGCCCGGGGGCCCGGACCCCCCGGGUUGGAGUAGGGGGACCGUGUUGGGCCCCGGGCUGUGGUCAUUUGUUUUCCUCCUUGUGUCUGCAGCUAGGGCUCACACAGCAGCGCUAAGCGAGCCCGGACUCAACGUGUACAUGAGCGAGGAGGAGGUGCGGCGUCUUAUCGGUUUGGAUGCGGAAUUAUAUUAUGUAAGGAAUGAUAUUGUCAAUCACUAUGCACUGUCAUUCAACUUGCUUGUUCCCAGUGAGACAAACAGCCUUCAUUUUAGCUGGCACUCUAAAUCCAAGGUGGAAUAUAAACUUGGAUUUCAAGUGGACAAUUCUUUGGCAAUGGACAUACCUCAAACAAAUGUCUCUUUACAAGGGGAUGUACCCCGGUCUUUAUCUGUAUUUAGAGUCGACCUUUCCUGCUCUGGGAAAAUGGACUCUGAGGUCAUGUUACUUAUGCAACUCAACAUAAGCAUCAGCUCAGCCAAAAACAUCACAGUUCUAAACUUCAAGAGGAGGAAAAUGUGUUACAGAAAGAUUGAACAAGAAGUCAAGGUCCCAAUAUCCCUAGACAGAAACAGCACCAGGAUUCAUUUUGAUCCUGUCAAUGUGGCGCCUACAACAUCCACCCGUGUGUUCUAUAUAAGUGUUGGUGUUUGCUGUGCUGUGAUAUUCCUGGUGGCCAUUAUAUUGGCUGUGCUACACCUUCACAGCAUGAAGAGAGGGGAGCUUGAUGACAGCAUGACUGACAGCAGCAGCUCUCAGGGUCUCUCUCAGCCAUCCACCCAGACAACACAGUACCUGCGAGCAGAUACUCCAAACAAUGCAACACCAGUUACCAGCUCCUCAGGUUAUCCAACUUUGCGGAUCGAGAAGAACGACUUGAAAAGUGUGACUCUUCUGGAGGCUAAGGCAAAGGUGAAAGAUAUCGCCAUCUCGAGGGAAAGAGUGACUCUUAAAGAUGUGCUGCAGGAAGGUACUUUUGGGAGAAUAUUUCAUGGAAUUUUGGUUGAUGAGAAGGACCCUAACAAAGAGAAACAAGUCUUUGUUAAGACUGUUAAAGACCAGGCCUCUGAAGUGCAAGUCACAAUGAUGCUAACUGAAAGCUGCAAGCUGCGAGGGCUUCACCACAGGAACCUUCUCCCUAUCAGUCAUGUCUGUAUAGAAGAUGGUGAGAAACCAAUGGUCCUUCUGCCUUUUAUGAACUGGGGCAACCUGAAGCUGUUUCUGCGACAGUGCAAGUUAGUGGAAGCCAAUAAUCCUCAGGCAAUUUCCCAGCAAGAUCUAGUGCACAUGGCGAUCCAGAUCGCUUGUGGGAUGAGCUAUCUAGCCAGACGGGAAGUCAUCCACAAAGACCUAGCUGCAAGAAAUUGUGUAAUUGAUGAGUCUCUCCAGGUAAAGAUUACAGACAAUGCGCUAGCUAGGGACCUCUUUCCCAUGGAUUACCAUUGUCUAGGAGACAAUGAGAACAGACCGGUACGCUGGAUGGCUCUGGAAAGUCUUGUGAAUAAGGAAUUCUCUAGUGCUGGGGAUGUGUGGGCAUUCGGAGUGACGCUUUGGGAGCUGAUGACCCUGGGACAGACUCCUUAUGUUGAUAUUGACCCCUUUGAAAUGGCUGCAUAUCUAAAAGAUGGCUACAGAAUAGCACAGCCAAUCAACUGCCCAGAUGAGUUGUUUGCUGUCAUGGCCUGCUGCUGGGCCUUAGACCCAGAAGAAAGACCAAAGUUCCAGCAGUUAGUACAAUGCCUGACUGAAUUCCAUGCAGCCCUGGGAGCUUAUGUGUGAGAGCUGGAGCUUGCUGUCCACAGGAUUAAACAGCAAGGACUUAACAGACCUCCCAUUUCUGUAAAAAUCGCUCACAGCACAGUGCCUUGGGAUACAUUUAGUCUACAUCCAUUUGUUUUUUUAUUAUGUUUUGUAAAAUACUUUUUGAAUCAGAGUAUUUCAUAGCUAUUCAAACACAUUUUUGAAGCUGAAUGAACACUACAUACAAGAUUAAAGAGAACGUCUUGUGUCCCUGCAAAACACCACCUGAAAUGGAAUCCUUAUACAGUUUUUACAAAGGACACUGGCUAACUUAAAGACAUUAGUGCUAUAAAAAUAUUGGAUUUAUUUUUUCUCCAAAACUUUCUCCUGUUUAUUUUGGUGAACGAAGAUCAAACAAAAAGGAAAAAAAAUUACCUUUAUUUUUUGUAUUUGUUUUUUAUGGUAUGCUUUUGGACUUAAAUGCAUUGUUCCUUUAUAAAAGGAUGAAAAGAUGGGUAAUAACACUUAACAAUGCCUUUGUUAUAUAUGCUCCUUGGUAUUAUGAUUCAACAAUUCACAGUAUCGUUUGUAUAUAGAUAUAAAAUAAUUGUUUAACUACAGCACAAAUAUUUUGAUAUAUUCAGUCAAUCAGCUGUAACACAGCGAAAGGGUUACAAUAUGUUCUUUCCUAAUAAGAAUUGCCUUUUGUAGUAAAGUUUCUAAAUAAUGCCUUUUAUGUGACCCCCUAUUUUUAGACAUUUUUUGGGUUUUAAAAACCAAACGUAGGCAACAAAAAAAAAAUUCUAGUUUUUAAAGGUUUGUGUGUAUAUGUCAUGAAGUCUUCGAUCCAAGUGUGAAAAGGUUAAAAGUAGUAGGCGUUUAAAAAAUUAAAUCAUUAGUUUUAUUUCCCUACUAAAAUAUUCAUAAGGAAUGUAGUCUAUUAAUACAGCAAACAAACAAUGUAGCAGGAGCACCAACAGUAAAAUCUUCAAAUGCUUUAUUCUUAUACCAGUUUAAAAGCGAUUAAGCCAGCACAUAGGACAAAGUUAAAAUACAUGAGUGCAAGCAGUGUGUGAUCCGCUAACACAACUGACGCGUUUCGUGACGUAGCCAUACUCUUAGCUACACACACUACAGUAUAACAGUAGCACAUUAAUUGGUCCUCAUCUGUGACCUGUGAUGAGAGAUUUUAAUACCAAAAACAGAACUGUUUUUUGUUUUGUUUUUUAAAAUAAAUUAAAGAGAAUAUAUUGGCUGUUUUUGAAGAGUUGUUGACUUGUAUAGAUAUCUGUCAAUUUUUCACCAUUACUGUUUUACCAGUUGUUCAUGUUUAAGAGAGAAACAUCAGCACACAGUACUAUAAUUUAGCAUAUUGACAGUCCUUUGACUAUCUUGUUUAUUAGUUUAUAAAAUGGAUCAUACAAAUAGUAAAACAUUAGUAAUGCUCUUUAAACUGAACCCUGCCUCGCUGAUAAUGGUCCUUCAGUGACUUAUUUGAUCUAAGACUUCAUAAUAUAUAUGUUGUGUCCCCUUAAAAAUGAAAUGUUCACUGAUUAUGAAGAAGCACUUUCGUACUUUCAGUCCUUUUUUUUUUUUUUUUAUGCUUGCUUGUGCUUUUAUUUAUUCUUUUACCAACUAAAGUGCUUCUUUUGUAAUUGUGUAAAAUAAAGCUGAACUUCCUUAUAUUGAUGUAUGCUGUGCCCCACACCCAGCGGCAUGUGAAGUGGGCCAUUUUAAUCUUUUCAAACAUCAAGUAUGUAAUACCUUGUUAAGUGUUGCCUUCCCCACAUAUUCAUAACUACCAAAAAUUUUAAAGCAUUGCAAAUUGAAUUGGUUUUAUUGAAUAUUGUCACAGAAGUUUUCUAAACCAUAGGCCCAAUGAAGAGUUUUUUUAUUUUCUUAACCUAAAAGAUGAAUUUGGAUAUUUGCUAUUGGCGGAUAUAUUUUAACUCUUCAUUACUUUAAACAAACAUAUCAUCUUGAUUAUAUUUGCAAUACAUUAUUAUUGUUUAAUUUGUUAAAUAACUGCUGGAAUUUUUGGUACUGAAGAAAUAGAAAUAAUUUUUGGGGCAAUGCAUCAUGUUUUGCUUUUACACAGUGUUAGCUUUUCAGAAUACUUUCGUUUCAGUGCUAACUCUAACUGAUGCAGAAAAAAGGGUGAAAUGCGUUAGUCCAUUGUCUCCAAUGAAAGUUGCUUACCUCAAAUUACCAAUGUAGAUGUUUGUCUUUUUAUUAUGCUUUGCAUUUAUUUAUUUUUUUACAUAUAAAAUGUGUUUCCCUUAA